Diorhabda carinulata is the source of this 1431-nucleotide messenger RNA. Its product is annotated as kynurenine aminotransferase-like. The record is from RefSeq and is a predicted model, not a curated record. Gene Ontology annotation, molecular function: L-kynurenine:2-oxoglutarate transaminase activity; pyridoxal phosphate binding. The transcript is spliced from 9 exons. Gene Ontology annotation, cellular component: cytoplasm; mitochondrion. The coding region runs from base 89 to 1369 and encodes 426 amino acids. Gene Ontology annotation, biological process: biosynthetic process. Lineage: Eukaryota; Metazoa; Arthropoda; Insecta; Coleoptera; Chrysomelidae.
GUGUGAGUAGGAAAGUUUGUUUUGAGGUGAUAACGUUAGGCGAUCAGCUGUUACAUAUUUAAGGAGACUGAUUUUACGGAACGUCAAGAUGUCCGAAGUAGAUGAAAAAUUUGUAAUACCAUUAAAAUAUGCAGGUUCAGAACCUAGUGUUUGGACUGAGUAUAUUCAGAUGGCUAUUGAUUAUAAACCUUUGAAUCUUGGCCAGGGUUUUCCAGAUUAUCCACCUCCUAAAUAUAUAAUGGAUACUUUAGCCAAAGUUUCCAAUGAAUCUGAUUAUAUGUUACAUCAAUAUACAAGAGGAUUUGGACAUCCUAGACUGGUUAGGGUAUUGUCCAAGCUUUAUUCAAAAUUAAUUGGUAGAGAAAUUAAUGAAAAAACAGAAAUUUUAACAACUAGUGGAGCAUACGAAGCAUUGUUUUCAACCAUAUCAGGUCAUACAGAUGUUGGUGAUGAAGUAAUUAUUAUAGAACCUUUCUUCGAUUGUUAUGAAGCCAUGGUUAAAUAUGCUGGUGGUGUGCCUAGAUUUAUCCCUUUGAGAUUGAAAGCAGUGAGUGGAAGGAUACCUACAUCAGCGGAUUGGGUUUUAGAUAAGGAAGAAUUAGAAAGCUUAUUUAACAAAAAGACUAAAAUUAUUAUACUGAAUACUCCAAAUAAUCCGUUAGGAAAAGUAUAUUCUUUGGAAGAACUAACUUUUAUUGCAGAUUUAUGUAAAAAGUGGAAUGUACUAUGUAUUUCUGAUGAAGUAUAUGAAUGGUUGGUUUACAAACCUCUUAAACAUAUAAGAAUGGCAACUUUACCUGAUAUGUGGAAAAGAACUGUCACCAUUGGUUCUGCUGGGAAAACUUUUAGUGUAACUGGAUGGAAAGUUGGAUGGGCUUAUUGUCCAGAGAAUUUAAUGAGAAAUAUACAGAUGGUCCAUCAAAAUACUGUCUACACAGGUGUCACUCCAAUUCAGGAAGCUGUUGCUAUAGCAUUCGAAACAGAAAUGGAUCGCUUGGGUAAGGAAGAUUGUUUUUUUGUAUCGUUAGUCAAGGAUUUAGAAUCCAAAAGAGAUUAUAUGGCCAAUGUACUUACUGAAGUGGGAAUGAAACCUACUAUCCCUGACGGAGGAUAUUUUAUGUUGGCAGAUUGGUCAGCACUUGAAUCAAAAGUAGAUGUAAGUUCAGAAUCGGAUCAAUAUAAGGAUUAUAGAUUCACUAAAUGGAUGACGAAGAAGGUUGGUCUACAAGGAAUACCUCCAACUGUGUUUUAUAGUACGCCGAAUAAACAUUUAGCAGAAAAUUUUGUGAGGUUUUGUUUCAUAAAGAAACAUGAAACUUUGAAGCAAGCAGAGGAUAUUUUGAAACGAUGGAAAACUACUGAAAACUAAAUUAGUGUAUUUCGAUUUUUUUUAAUAAAAUUGGUAUAACGUGUUUUAUUUUCAUCAAGAAA